AUGUCGGACCCCGGUUCUAUCCAGAACACUCCCGCUCCCGCAGAGCAGCACGAGUCCGCAGAGCUUUUCGGCGCUAUCAAGAAGAAGAACAAGACAAAGCACAGCAAGAAGCUGGACGAGGACAACGACAAUGACAACGACAACAAUGACAACGACAACAAGAAUACUGCCGAUGCCGACGCUCAGCAGUCCAGCACAGCAGCUGCAGAGGAUGACGAGCUCAACUUUGGCGAGCUCAAGAAGAAGAAAAAGUCCAAGAAAAAGGUUGCUCUCGACCUCGACGCUUUCGAAAAGGAGAUUGGAGAGGCAGAUGAGCAGGGGGAUGAGCAGGGGGAUGACGUUGAGCACGCUACCAACGACGCAUAUGCUCAAGCCGAUGACGAGGAACUCGGCGACAAUCCCUUCGCCCAGGAUGUAACACAAGACCUCGAGGCUCCUCCCGAGCAUGACGGCAUCGAGGCAUGGCAAGGCACAGAUCGCGAUUACACAUAUCAAGAGCUCCUCGGUCGCGUUUUCAAGACUCUCCGCGAUCAGAACCCUGCUCUUUCGGGUGACAAGAAGAAAUUCACCAUGGUUCCACCUCAGGUGGCUCGAGAUGGCUCCAAGAAGACCGUCUUUGCCAACGUCGUCGAUAUUUGCAAGCGUAUGCACCGCCAACCAGAGCACGUGAUUCAGUUCCUUUUCGCCGAACUCGGCACUAUCGGUUCCGUCGACGGCUCACAGCGUUUAGUCAUCCGCGGUCGUUUCCAGCCCAAGCAGAUCGAGAAUGUUCUUAGGAGAUAUAUCACCGAAUACGUCAUCUGCAAGACCUGCAAGCGUCCCGAGACAAAGCUCUCCAAGGAGAACCGCAUCUUUUUCGUCACCUGCGAAAAGUGCGGUUCCCAGCGUUCCGUCAGCGCUAUCAAGUCCGGUUUCCAGGCGCAAACCGGAAAGCGCUCCAAAGCUAGAGCUGCUGCUGCAGGUGCCUAA
Ustilago hordei is the source of this 969-nucleotide messenger RNA. Its product is annotated as putative SUI3 - translation initiation factor eIF2 beta subunit. The record is from RefSeq and is a predicted model, not a curated record. Gene Ontology annotation, cellular component: eukaryotic translation initiation factor 2 complex. The coding region runs from base 1 to 969 and encodes 322 amino acids. NCBI's taxonomy places the organism in Eukaryota, Fungi, Basidiomycota, Ustilaginomycetes, Ustilaginales, Ustilaginaceae. Gene Ontology annotation, molecular function: translation initiation factor activity; translation initiation factor binding; mRNA binding. The transcript is spliced from 2 exons. Gene Ontology annotation, biological process: formation of cytoplasmic translation initiation complex; formation of translation preinitiation complex; translational initiation.